AUGUCGGUCACCGCCUUCACUUGCCUCCCCGACCCUCGCCCCAGUCGUCUGCGUCGCAUCGGUCAACUGCGAAACUACACACAAAAUCGCAGUUUGAGCAGCCGAGUCCCCUGGCGUUCGUCGACUUCCGGGCCCAACUCGCCGAACCCGGUGGAGAACGUAAAUGAGAGCUCCACUCCGUGCCCAGAUACCGAUCACCCAGCCCUCUCGCGUUACAUAUCGGCACCCUCUGAGAGUUCGGCCUUUGGCGACCUCACCAGUCGCGUCUCCUCUGCCGACUCUGCGCUGUCGACUCCAAUCAUCGAAGACUCGCCGACAACAGCCCAUGCCAUGGCUCGGCUGAGGAGCGCUUCAGCCGCACAGCAACCGCCACCGCGCACACAAGAUCGACAAAACUCUGAAUCUAGUGUCUCCCCUGAGCCGAAUUCUCUGCCAACCGAUGAGAUCGCGCCAACCAGUGCCCCUGAUGAUUCAAUUACGUCUCCGAAACCAGACAAGAAGGCGACCAUUCGCUUCUUCCCGUAUCAGGAUGCCCAAGCGAGUACCACCGCCAGACCCUCUCUCCCCUUUGUCCCGAUCACGCGCACUCUCCCAUCGGAAAGCUGUGUGAUUCGAGUGGGCCGAUACUCGGAACGCGAUGGUGUUCCCGUUCCUAACCCCACCGAACCCUCGGAUGCCCCCGUAGGCUUCAAGUCCAAGGUCGUGAGUCGGAAACAUUGUGAAUUCUUGUAUGUCAAUGGCCAGUGGCAUCUCAAGGAUGUGGGGAGCUCGUCGGGCACAUUUUUAAACCAUAUGCGCCUGAGUCAGCCCAACAUGGUCUCUCGUCUGUAUUCAAUCAAAGACGGAGAUAUCGUGCAACUGGGGAUUGAUUUCCGCGGUGGGGAGGAGAUGAUCUUCCGAUGUGUUCGCAUUCGCAUCGAAUGUAAUCGAUCGUGGCAACAGCAGCCCAAUGAGUUCAACAAAAAUACGGAAAGCCUUAUCAAAAACUUGGGUAAGGGCGAGACAGCCGAUUAUUCUGGAUGUCGUGAAUGCUCUAUUUGCCUGGGCUCUGUUUUGCGCCCCUACCAAUGUCUGUUCAUGGCAGCCUGCGCACACGUCUGGCAUUACAAAUGUAUCAGCCGACUUCUCCACUCACCCGACUAUCCCAUGUUUCAAUGCCCCAAUUGUCGUGCAUUUACCGAUCUCAGUGCCGAGGUAGACGACUCCAACGACGUUGAAGAAAGGCGCGAGAAGGAAUCCAUAGCCUCGGCACCUCCAGCAGAAGCAGCAUCAGCGGAAGAACCACCAGUUGGUCCCACUGAGCAUAUUCAACCAGAAGCACCAUCCGAAACCCCAAACAUCGGACCAACGAACGACCCGGAACCAGUCCAGGAGCAACUGGGAGAUGUCACCGAAGAAGAGAGCUUAGCGGGCGACAUUCCAGAAUCCGGCCUACCGAAUGGCUCUGAACAACCUAGCCUACCACAUCAGUCUGAACAAGCCGGUCUAUCAAAUCGCGCCGGAGAUCCUAGCUUCUCAAAUGGAACGGGGGGUAUGUUCAUCCAUAAUGACGGACUGGGAAGUUUCAUCGAAGAAGAUAGCCUAUCAAGCGGCUUGGAGCACCUUCUUAUCCAAGACUAUCUGCGAAUCGACAAUACUUCGCCGGCUCUAGGAUCCAGCACCGAUCUCGCCCGCAGCGCCACAAUCAGCAUCCCGGGCUGGCAACCCAGUCAACCCCUCAGCAUACCGCAGGGCAGACAAGCUCAAUUACGGUCAGACACCCCAGGGCGCUCGGAGACCUCAGACGAUAACCCCCUGACACCACGCAACGACUCCGGUCCCCUCGCCUUCGACGGAAGAGCAGGGAUGCCUUAG
This is a messenger RNA of Penicillium nucicola, 1854 nucleotides long. RefSeq names its product FHA domain protein. The record is from RefSeq and is a predicted model, not a curated record. Lineage: Eukaryota; Fungi; Ascomycota; Eurotiomycetes; Eurotiales; Aspergillaceae. Gene Ontology annotation, molecular function: protein binding; ubiquitin protein ligase activity. The coding region runs from base 1 to 1854 and encodes 617 amino acids. Gene Ontology annotation, cellular component: cell division site; mitotic spindle pole body; ubiquitin ligase complex. The transcript is spliced from 3 exons. Gene Ontology annotation, biological process: protein ubiquitination; mitotic spindle assembly checkpoint signaling; negative regulation of septation initiation signaling.